Molecule: messenger RNA, 1074 nt
Organism: Cantharellus anzutake
Lineage: Eukaryota; Fungi; Basidiomycota; Agaricomycetes; Cantharellales; Hydnaceae
Exons: 6
Coding region: 1-1074 (357 amino acids)
Cellular component (GO): Golgi apparatus
Source: RefSeq, a predicted model, not a curated record
AUGAACGACGUUCCUUAUCAGAACCCUCAUUAUCUGUCGCCGGUACCACACCACAAGCCCGCACAAUCAGCAAGCCAACUAUCUCUCCUUAUGUUGAUGAUGCCGCUGGUUAGCAGGGGAAAUGAACCCGGGUUCCUUCGUUCUCUCAUUCCCCCCUCCAUCGCGUGUCGUUUGUACCUCAGUGUAGUCCUGCUCGAAACCUUCAUCGAUCUCGUUAUUGAAGGAACACUUUUAAUCCGCGUAAACAAAAUGAUCAAUGUUGAAACGCAGCCUUCCGAACACGAUAACGCCACCCUUUUAAGGAGCAAAUUACCUGUGCUGCUCGUGAUCUUCUGCCUUGCACACAUUUUCCAGUUCGCUUUUGCCCUGGACGCUGUCAUCCAUCAAAAUGUACUCCAGUUCAUUUUCCUUGCAAUUUUCAAUGCACUCUUCUUCGUAUACUCUGUGAUGCAAAUUUUCGAAGUACAGGUUGUUGCAUCAGACGUCCGGGCUUAUGGCAUACCAAUCAGCGCUCUCACGGGUGCAAUCCCUGUUGUCAUUGGGAUUGCUCAAAUUGCGUACAUGGCCCUGGGUUGGCGGAUAUAUAAGGAAUUUGGGUGGAACAUCUACAAGCAGAUUGGAGCGGAUCGACGCAUAAAAAAGCUCUAUGCGCAGUACCAGAUCUUUGAAUGUUUGGUACGCUUUGAUGCUUUUUUCUGGCUUGGCUUCUCGGUACAGCUUGUUUCGCUUGUGCUUGAAAAGGGGGAUUUUGAGUUCUACCUUACCAUUGCGGCUUUUCCGUUAUCAAUGCUGCUUCUGUUAGAAGGCCACCUAGCUGCGAGAUACGAGAAUCGGACAAUGAUGUCCUUUUUUAUCUUUGGGCUGAUUGCCGCGCUUGUAUACUUUUCGUACAAGCUCUUCCGAAUAUGGACUCAGAAACGCACCGACAUGUUCAAGGAUGUCUGGAAGUCGCUAACUAUUUUCUCGUGCAUAUCCAUUGGUCUCCUCAUCAUCACCCUAAUUUGGAGCUUUCUUGUGUUUCGCGAUUUUGGCCUGGGGCUGAAAGAGAACAGUGUGUACCAUGGUCGCCGAUGA